AUGCAGGUGAAAGAAGAAAAGAAUUUGUACGAUAUUUUAGGCUGCCAAAAUGAUGCUUCGUCGGCUGAAAUCAGAAAAGCAUAUCAAAAUUUGAUUUUAAAAUGUCACCCAGACAAGUGCUCAUCCAGCCAAACGGAUACAUAUCUUUCUGUUACGAAGGCCUGGAAAAUUUUAGGAGAUCCAGUUUCCAGAAAAAAAUACGAUGCUGAAUUAUUUUCUGAACAAAGUAAAAUUAUUUUAUAUGCAACUUUGACCCGUGAUGAAUUGAGCUAUGAUGAUGAGAGUGAAAUAUACUAUUAUCCAUGUCGAUGCGGUGGCACUUAUGUUAUUGAUGAAAUUGCUUCAAUGAAUGAAGAUUUGUGUAUUGGAUGUGAUGAAUGCUCUUUCUCAAUAUUAGUUAAGAAAAGUGUAUAA
Molecule: messenger RNA, 414 nt
Organism: Ctenocephalides felis (cat flea)
Lineage: Eukaryota; Metazoa; Arthropoda; Insecta; Siphonaptera; Pulicidae
Product: dnaJ homolog subfamily C member 24-like
Exons: 1
Coding region: 1-414 (137 amino acids)
Biological process (GO): positive regulation of ATP-dependent activity
Molecular function (GO): ferrous iron binding; ATPase activator activity
Source: RefSeq, a predicted model, not a curated record